Molecule: messenger RNA, 2916 nt
Organism: Planococcus citri (citrus mealybug)
Lineage: Eukaryota; Metazoa; Arthropoda; Insecta; Hemiptera; Pseudococcidae
Product: nitric oxide-associated protein 1
Exons: 10
Coding region: 323-2521 (732 amino acids)
Molecular function (GO): GTP binding
Source: RefSeq, a predicted model, not a curated record
CUUAUCAGUUCACAACCGCUUUAAAAUUUUAAUUUUCCAAUUUCAAACCAUAUUCAUUCACCUUCAGCUUCAAUUUAAAAAGGAAAGUUCCUUAAAAGAUGAAUGUACAAUGAAUAAAGGAAAAAUGUAAAGUGAUAGCUUCGCGACAAACAAAACCGGUUUGAAAAUUCUCCAAUCGACAUCUAAUUGAUGCAUCGGUUUCGCUUGUGUCAAACCACGUGCGUAUUGAAACCUGUGCAAAUUCAGUGAUAUCUAUCUUAUGAAGUAAACGCAAAUCGAUAAAAUUGCGUAUUAGGAUAUCGAGAUUUCGUGCCAAGUGAAAAUGAGAGCUUACCGUUUCCUUUGCGGAUGUAAAAAUCACGCGAAUAUUUUCUCCAGAAGUUUAUACGUCUCGAGUAUCCACAAUAAAAUCUUUCGAUACCCCAAAAUAGUGGGGCAUGUAGCGCUAAAAGAUCCGAGACAAGAAGACGAAUCCCUCCAGGACAAACUGUUCAACUCGUUGAGGGGUAAAAUCGUGUAUAAUUCAUUAGUAACUCGCAAAAAUCUGAAAAUACGCUGGAAAAUCCGAGCAGAAGAAUUGGCCCGAAAUAAUGAAAAACAAAAACCGCACGUUGCUCCAGUAUCGUUGAAAUAUAUGUUCGAAGAUUGUGAUUUGGAGAAAAGUUCCGAUGAGAAAAUCGCAGACAUUGACAGUGAUGACGAAAUUAUCGUAGAAAACGACGAAGAAUUUGGGGAUAGUUUCAAUUUACCCUAUAGUAAGGCUUGUGAAGUUGACGUUGAAUCAGAUUACGAUGAAAAUGAAGAACUUAUGCUUAAAAAAGAAAUGAUGUUCGCUUACCAAGAUCUGGCCCCUAAACCGAUCCAAGGUCGUAAGUGGAUGAGUGAUUAUGAAUGUUUCGAUGAAGAAAUCGACGAGAACGCCUCAUUCAGUGCUACAGAUGUCGAUUACGGUACUCCUGAUCCAACCAUUCCUGCUAGUAAUAUCCCUUGUGGCGGAUGUGGUGCACAUUUACAUUGCAAAGAUCCUUCUAUUCCUGGAUAUUUACCUAAAGAAUUAUUCACAAAAUGCAAAAAGAAAGAUCUCAUGAAUCUGAUAUGUCAAAGAUGCACGUUUUUGAAAAAUUACAACACCGCUUUAGCAGUUAACGUUGAUCCUGAAAGUUAUCCGAAAUUAUUAUCUAAAAUAAAACGUGAAAAUGCGCUCGUCGUAUUAAUGGUUGAUAUGACUGAUUUCCCCUGCAGUAUUUGGCCUGAUUUGACCUCAGUUAUAGGUGAAAAUACACCAAUCAUCGUGGUCGGUAACAAGAUCGAUUUACUUCCCGGUGAUAGCGCAGGAUGGCUAGAAAAUGCAAAAAGAAGUCUAAAGAGUCAUUUACCUCCGGAUGCGAAAAUUCUGCACAUUGGUUUCACUAGUGCCAAAAAUGGAUACGGAAUCGAAGAGUUGAUAAAUAAAUUAUAUAAAAUAUGGGGUUCAAAAGGAGACGUUUAUAUUGUUGGCUGUACGAAUGUUGGAAAAUCAUCGUUAUUUAAUGCUUUGAUUGGGUCUGAUUAUUGCCGAUCGAAAGCUUCGGAUUUAAUUCAAAGAGCUGUCACAUCUCCUUGGCCUGGUACUACUCUGAAUUUAUUAAAGUUCCCUAUAAUGAAACUGUUGGGGUAUAAAGGAUUCCUUAGAACAUCGAGGUUGAUGAAGAGACAGCAGCAACGAGUAGCUGAGAUUAAAAUAGCUCGAAUUCAAGCUAGAAUGGAGAAUUUGAAGCUUAGUCGAUUGCCCAAUAUUAUGGGAACUGUGGAACGAACUUUCAAACAACCCCCGGAUGAAUUUACAACACAUAAUUUAAAAGAUAGUGAAAUGUUCGUCAUGCCUCCUGUUAACGUAAAGCAAUUGAAGAAGGACAAUAAAAAUGUUUUCAAUCCUAAUGAUUCAGCGUUCAAACUAUCUCAUUGGUGUUACGAUACUCCUGGCGUUGUACACGAAGAUCACAUCAUCGAUCUAUUGACUACUGACGAGAUUAUUAAAACUCUACCUCAAACUACAAUCACUCCGCUAGUUUACUCAGUACGACCUGAACAAACUCUAUUGAUUGGCGGCCUUGCUAGAGUUGAUGUGCUGGAUUGCGAUCAUAGAUUUCCCAGAAUUAUAGUUUACGCGUCGCGAUUCCUACCGAUCACUCUUUGCGAAACGAAAUAUGCCGAAGACGUUUACAAUACUCUAUUAGGUACAUCGUACAUGGCAGUACCAAUAGGUUCAUUGGCUCGGUUAGAGAAAUGGCCAGAAUUGAAAUAUCUCCAAGAUUUCACCAUCGAAGGAAAAGGCAACGCUUUAGUUAGUUCUGAAAUCGUCUUGUCCACCGUCGGUUGGAUUGGCAUAUCGUUACCGGUGAAUAAAAAUACAACCAUUCGUCCAUGGACUCCGUUGGCCAGAGGCAUUCAUUUAAGAAAGGUUCCUGUACUACCACUUACUGCUCAACUGCGUAAAAAAAGAAUUGCUAAUACACCUACGUAUUACAUGGGAUCUAUUUAGCCUGCUUUAAAGCUCGGAUUUUGACCAAUGGCUGAAAAGAUCUACUUAGCUUACCAAGGAUUACUGGAAAAUAUGUUGAAUCGACUUCAAAUGGACUUACAAAUCAUCUAAAAUCAAAUUAUUGAAUUAUAUUAUUUUCAAUCAAUCCUACGUAAAUGUGAAAUUCCGAAAUGAAAUUUGGAUUCUUCAAGAGGAUCAUGAGAGAAGUGGUUGUUGCGUUUUUUUCCUGUUUGUCCAAGUCUUGGAGCAUUUUCUUAGAAGAAUCACCCUUCAUUCAAGUCCGAUCCCGUAUCGAGAGACGUAUACGACAUAAUUUUUACAAUUUCACUAGAGAUAGUUACAAAGUAACCGAUAUUUUAUCAAUAUUAAUGUCAAUAUAGAAUUUUUCUAUCGUU